GGCCUCAUUUCUGGUGAAGAGACGGUUAGGGAAGGCUGCAGUACCCAGGAGCUAGUGUCAAUGCAUCAUGGCGUCCAUUCAAAGCUUGCUUAUCCUGGUGUCUACAUUUGUCAUCCCUCUCGCCGAGGGCUCGCAUUUCCGAGGGGGAACCAUCUCUUGGCUGCCUCUGGACGCUCCUUCCGAAACUUCCGCCGUUUUUAGGUUCAACCUUGGCUGGAAGAAGACGAGUGCGACCGGAACCGGAUGUGACACAGCUGCUCUCCAGGGUCAAACCCUUGUCACGACCAAUGAGGACCCCUGGGAGUGCGUGUCCGGAUGUGCGUCAUCCGGUACCGUCUUUUUGGCCAAUCAGGACUACUACUGUACCGAAUUCAACGUAGGUCAAAACUGGGCAAAGGCUUUCAACUCCUUCGCUCACGAUUUUAGAUCCACAGAGGACACAUACGUCGUUGGCUAUGAAAGUUGCUGCUGGCUGCAGAUCCAGAAUCAGCAGACGGGAGUCUUUCACAACCCCCUGAUUUCCUUGAGGACGACUGUAGACCUCGGGUUCAGGUCAGACACCGGCAAAGGCAACCACGCUCCAGCCACCAGCAUGCAAACAACCAUUCGUGUCACAAACGGGUGCUUGGCACCGGACUACCCCGCGGGCAAGCUGGCUGUGGCGGACAUCGACGGAGACACGGUGAAAUGCCGCUUCGCUCAGGGAGCGACGGAGUGCGGCGAGGCGUGUGACCAGUUCCCCGGCCUGGUACUGAACGAGGACUGCUCGUACUCGUACAACGGCCCGGCCUCCAUCACCAUCAGUUCGGGGACUUCUCUGUUCUUCGUGGUUGCCGUCAUGGUUGAAGACUUCCCCGUACAGACCAUCUUCCGUCAUAACCAGGAAGUCCCGACAACACAAGCCCUCAGCAGCGUACCCCUCCAGUUCCUGAUAGAAGUCAAAAAUGACCCUGGUGUCCUCUGCGGCUCGGAGCCCAUACUGACCGGUGCCACCCCGGCCCAGGACACCUGCCUGCCCAUCCCGGACAGUGUCGAGUACACCAUGACUGUCGAGGCUCAGCCUGUAGCACCUGCCACCCUUGCAGAGAUUAAUGUUCUCGGACCAAAGGGCAUGACGAAGAGCGCCCUGACCGUCACUGGUGACAUCUCAUCCACAACCAUCACGUGGACGCCGGCGCCCGGUCAGCGCGGACCCCACAUCGUCUGUUUCUACGCCGAGGACUCCAACGCAGUGCAGUCGGACAGGACAUGCGUCUCUCUCAUGGUCGGAGGGAGCAUCACCCCGCCUGCUGUCGAUGCCCCCACGCUGAUCCCUACACCCGGCACGGCCCCGACAGACUAUCCCUGUGACACGACCCUCCGGUUCAGCGCCACGUUCGACCAGCUGGUUCUACCGCCGACUUCUGACACCUUCAUCAUCUUCUACGACUCCACCAACGCGGAGUUCUACAAACACAACACGAAGAUUCCCGACGGGCAGCCCGCGCCGGCCCAGUCCAACACCUACGUUUUCGACGUGCCGGCCAACACCUUCCAGCCGCUGGGCACCUACACCAUAGCCAUGCAGACGGGCGCGCUGGAGGGGGUGACGGGGUGCGGGGCCGGGGCCGGCGUGCAGAGCGACGCGUACGAGACCGCCGGAGGCACCUGGAGUUUCACCUGCAAGUUCUACGUCCCCGCGCCGGUCACCACCGCCCCGCCUGCUCCACCUCCAGCGACCACGGCAGCGGCACCCAGCGCGACAGUGCGGGUCGUCGGCACGCCAGCCCCGGGCGCGCUCCCCACCAUGCCCGUCACCGCUAUCGUGGUAACCUGUUCUCCUACCAGCAUCACGGUUACAAUUCCGUUGUCUGAGAUUACCGGCGUGAACGCAGCUGAUAUCCGGUACCGGAGUGCUCCAUGUUUACCGGUGGUCUCCGGAGACUCCGUCAGCAUCACUACCGGAUUUCAGGAGUGUGGCACUACCAUGACGACCCAGGGAGACGAGCUUGUAUACGAGAAUGAGAUCCAUACAGAGUUUGCAAGCACCGCCAUCCGAGGCAACAGUGUGGAUGGAAAGGUUGAGUGUGCGUACGACAGUAACACGGUGGUGACCGGGAAACGGUUCAGCGCGCUGAUGGGGUCCGUAUUCGGCAGGAGGAGCAGCGGCCAGUUCGAGUUCUCCUUCGACUUCUACACCGACAACACCUUCAGCACGGCCUUCACCAGCUAUCCCGUGUCCUACCAUCCUAACCAAGAGAUGUUCAUCGGCGUCCACCUAGUCUCGACCAACACGGACCUCGUGCUUUUUGCGGACAACUGCAAGGCGACACCCGGAGUCGAGUGGGACAGCUCGCCCAGUUACACCAUCCGCGAGAACGGCUGUAACGUAGACCCUCUCCUGACCUGGUACGAACCGGCGGACGCUGCCCGAGCUGCACGGGAGGAGAACUUCGGCAUCGUGGUGUUCCGCUUUGCGGACUACUCAACGUUGUAUAUCCACUGUGACGUGGUGGUGUGUGCGGCAGCCGAUACCAGCUCGUACUGCGCCACCGCGCCCGCGAGCUGCGGCACGGGUAGGAAGAGGCGAGACGCGGACGUGAUGGACAAACUGCACCGCUUCGAGGUGACCAGCGGCCCGGUCAAGAUCAUCAGGGACGACGGAGGACAUAAUAACAACCGUCAAGCCCAUGGCGACUGGAAAGAGGCGUUUUCGGCGGUUGUGUCCCCUCCCGUGCUCGGGGUCCUGAUGGUGUGCCUCGGGGUGAUCUUCCUGUCGGCGGCGGUGUCCUGUUACUACCUGCGCCGCUACCAGCAGCUCUACACCACGGUGUUCGAGACCGACCACUUAAAGCCGUCUAUACUCUCAUAGACACUAAAGUAUCGUUGUACACUCUGCCAACAAACAACUUCGUAUUGUCAUGAGUUGGCUGUACUAGCGGUGGAAAUUAAUUGAAAUAUUAUAAGAAAUUUAAUACAAAGGCUCCUUCGUCUAUGACUUUGUGAUGAACGUCCAAAGAUUCAUAUAUUGAAAGAUUUACAUGUACUUGUGACAAGAUCAUAUGCAUAUCAAUAAAUGGGCAAAGAAAUCGA
Branchiostoma belcheri (Belcher's lancelet) is the source of this 3072-nucleotide messenger RNA. RefSeq lists its product as uncharacterized. Lineage: Eukaryota; Metazoa; Chordata; Leptocardii; Amphioxiformes; Branchiostomatidae. The record is from RefSeq and is a predicted model, not a curated record. The transcript has 19 exons. The coding region runs from base 68 to 2851 and encodes 927 amino acids.